This is a messenger RNA of Necator americanus (New World hookworm), 1008 nucleotides long. RefSeq lists its product as uncharacterized. The record is from RefSeq and is a predicted model, not a curated record. Gene Ontology annotation, cellular component: cytosol. The transcript is spliced from 7 exons. Gene Ontology annotation, biological process: regulation of translational initiation. NCBI's taxonomy places the organism in Eukaryota, Metazoa, Nematoda, Chromadorea, Rhabditida, Ancylostomatidae. Gene Ontology annotation, molecular function: translation activator activity. The coding region runs from base 1 to 1008 and encodes 335 amino acids.
AUGGAUGAUGACCAACUUCGAGAAUUGUUCACCUCUUUAGCGGUCUUAGCCCAGCAAGGACCAAUUCCAGUGCAGGCUUACAGUGUUUUGGUGCAUAAUCAUUCACCAGAGGCGCUAGCAGAGCAGUUGCAUCAAAAAUGGUUAGCGGACGGUCGAUUCGCCCCAAUUGCCUCGAAUAUUGUGCUGCACGUCAGAAAGACGAAUUCGUCCGGAAUGGCGUUAUCAUCAUGUGUCCUUGCUUUGCUGUUGAACGAUUAUCGAAAUCGACUGGAAGUAAGGAAUCGUUCAAGACUCAUGUUCAGAAACAGUGUGAAGUGUAUAUUUGAAAUGUACGUGGUAUUCCUUCAAAUAGACUCUUGUGUAGCAAAAUGUCUAGUGAAGCCAAUGUUCAAAUGUUUAGACAUAUUAAUAGACGAUAAUUCGGACUCCGAAGAUUUCUUGGCCAUGGGCGUACUGAUGACUGAUCAUGGAUCUGUAUUGAACAACUUGAAUUCCUAUUUGGUUGAUAAACUGAUUGUAAAAAUGCGAUCAAAGAUCUGUUCGGAUGAUGAACAAAUGAACGGAUAUAUCAGACGGAUAUUCCUACAUGUUCUGGAUCUUUGGGCGUUUGGAUGGAAUGAGCUCACAAUACCAGAAAGCUUGACUAUGGAUUAUCACGACAGCGAAUCUGAAGAGAACUUCGCACCGGGACGAAAGAAAAAUGUUGUAAAGAAGGAAUUUGAUCGCCACUGUCGCACCUUGAUUCCAACCGCUGUCUCCACAGCACCGCUUCGAGUGCAGCCGCUUGCGCAGUUGUCUGUGCUUCAUGUCGUUUUGACUCGACCAUACUUUGACUGCAAUGAGGAUGGAGCUUGUAUCAAAGUCCAAAGAAGAAUUUUGCAAAUGGGUCCUGGAUUGCUAGGGAAGAAGCGACAAUGUCCCAACUGCGAAACUCCCUGUUACGUCACGAACCAGACGAACGCGAAUUGCGAAGAUGAGUACUGGAAGUUUGGACGUUGCAAAUGCUAG